Solenopsis invicta (red fire ant) is the source of this 1695-nucleotide messenger RNA. RefSeq names its product GMP reductase 1. Gene Ontology annotation, cellular component: GMP reductase complex. The record is from RefSeq and is a predicted model, not a curated record. Gene Ontology annotation, molecular function: GMP reductase activity. The coding region runs from base 380 to 1432 and encodes 350 amino acids. NCBI's taxonomy places the organism in Eukaryota, Metazoa, Arthropoda, Insecta, Hymenoptera, Formicidae. The transcript is spliced from 6 exons. Gene Ontology annotation, biological process: nucleotide metabolic process.
CGACCACGUCUGCAUCUCCGCAUUAAUAUUUAUUUUCUUAGUACUUCGAACGCGCUUCGAGAAAGCAACGAGUUAUCGCGAUUCUCGAAGCGCCUCCUGACUGCACCGCCCUGGUUCGAUAAGGGGAGACAGAGAGCGAGGGGGACGAAAAUAGCUCUCUUUCUUGCUCCCUCCCUCCCUCGAGCGGCGUGUCAAAUGUACCAUGCCUGGGUGUACCAGGCCCAGUACAAGAACGUCCGCGGUCACGGAUUUUCUACUGCAGCGCAGCGUUCUCAGUGCAUAAAGCGGAACGAGCGGAGUCGGACAGAGAGAUAGUCGUCUUGCUAGAUCGUACAGCCACGUACAGUCACCGGGGGUGAUCCACUUGUCGCUGUCCGUGAUGCCGAACAUAAUAAAUGACAUAAAGCUGGACUUUAAGGACGUACUGCUGCGUCCGAAGCGGAGCACACUGAACAGCCGAGCAGACGUAGACCUCUUCAGAGAAAUUACAUUUCGCAAUUCUAAACAAACAUACAGAGGAAUUCCUGUCAUGGCUUCUAACAUGGACACAAUCGGAACGUUUGAAAUGGCGAAGGCUUUAUCAAAGCAUGGUCUUUUUACUGCGGUUCAUAAAUAUUAUACCGCAGAGGAAUGGAAAGACUUUAUUGCGUUAAAUCCCGACUGCGCAAAGAAUGUAGCGGCCAGCGCGGGGACAGGAAACGAAAAUUUCGAGCGACUCUCAAGCAUUUUGGAAGUUGUGCCGGAAUUGUCAUUUAUAUGCUUAGACGUUGCGAACGGAUACUCGCAACAUUUUGUGGAAUAUGUGAGAAAAGUAAGAGCGCGAUAUCCGAAUCACACUAUAAUUGCAGGAAAUGUUGUGACAGGAGAAAUGGUGGAGGAAUUGAUACUCUCAGGGGCGGAUAUAAUUAAAGUAGGAAUUGGUCCAGGUUCCGUAUGUACGACACGAAUGAAAACCGGAGUCGGUUAUCCACAAUUGAGCGCCGUAAUUGAAUGUGCGGAUGCAGCGCACGGUUUAAAGGGACACAUUAUCGCCGAUGGCGGGUGUACUUGCCCUGGAGAUCUAGCAAAAGCAUUCGGUGCCGGAGCGGAUUUUGUCAUGGCAGGUGGAAUAUUCGCGGGCCACGAUGAAUGUGGCGGCGAAAUUAUAGAAAAAAACGGAAAGAAGUUCAAACUUUUUUACGGGAUGUCCUCCAGCACGGCCAUGAAGAAGCAUACUGGUGGUGUUGCAGACUACAGAUCCUCGGAAGGAAAGACUAUUGACGUGCCUUAUAAAGGUUUGGUCGAAAACACUGUGCUGGAUAUCCUGGGCGGCCUAAGAUCUGCAUGUACUUACACAGGAGCCGAACGUUUGCGCGAACUGCCACGACGAGCGACUUUUAUACGCUGUACGCAACAAUUGAAUCCCAUGUACGGACCGCCCCCAGAAAUGUAAAGUUUACAAUUAAAUUGUGAUUCUUAGUAAAAGGCUUAAUAAGGCUAAAAAAAGUUUUAACGCCAAUAAUUUGUUGAUCAUGUAUUAUUUGCUGGCAAAUAAUAUUUAUAUAUGGGGUGAAAAGUGAAAAUGCGUCUUGUAAAAUAUUUAUCACUAUAUCAUGUGAUGACGUCUAAGUAUUGUGAAUUAAUUCUUAUGCUCAGAAAUGAAAGAACGUUAUACAAACGUUCUUCAUACAUAAAUAAAAAAUUUCGUUACAUUAA